GAGAAUCAUUACUCAGAGUUGCUCUCAUGGUUUUUCUUGUAAUUGAGGCCCAAAAACUUAAUAAAAAACCUAUUUUUCAGUCGAUAGAGAAGAGAAUCGAUUCUCUGGAAAGGAAUUAAGCAACGGCAAUAGCAACGGAAAAUGAGGGGGUGCUUUUGAAUCGUCGCGAAACAUGAAUUUGCCACUUGUCUAUUCUACGGAAAUAUUUUUAUCUUUUUUCCGAAGAAGCAAUUGAUUUAAAAAACAUAAAAAAAAAACGUGUUGCCGUGUGUUGGUGUUGGAGGGGUGCGAAGAGAAGAAACGAAUCCGUUCGAAUACUUAAAAACGUCGUCGUGUUACCGUAUCGUCGUCCUCUUCCCCUCAAUAAAUCAUAUAAAACAGAGCCUUACAACAAAACUCGAGACAUCUCUUGUCACAAAACUCGCGUCUACAUCCAACAAAUACCAAAGAGAGAGAGAGUUUCAGACUUAAUCUCUUCUUCUUAAGAAUGGCGAGUCAAACCGAUGACACCGUGUACGAAGAGAGUUUUAUCAAGAAUUCUCGAGGAAUGAAAUUGUUCACGUGCAAAUGGGUACCAGCAAAGCAAGAACCUAAGGCUUUAGUCUUUAUCUGCCAUGGAUAUGCAAUGGAAUGUAGCAUCACCAUGAACAGUACUGCGAGGAGACUUGUGAAAGCAGGUUUUGCGGUUUAUGGUAUAGACUAUGAAGGUCAUGGCAAAUCUGAUGGGCUUAGUGCCUACGUCCCAAACUUUGACCAACUUGUUGAUGAUGUCUCAACUCACUACACAAGCAUUUGCGAGAGAGAAGAGAACAAAGGGAAGAAGAGGUUCUUGUUAGGAGAAUCAAUGGGUGGAGCAGUGCUUUUGUUGUUACACAGAAAGAAGCCUGAGUUUUGGGAUGGGGCCAUCUUGGCUGCUCCAAUGUGUAAGAUUGCUGAAGACAUGAAACCAAAUCCUUUGGUAAUUUCGAUAUUGUCCAAACUGAGCGGAGUGAUACCCUCGUGGAAGAUCAUCCCUGGUCAAGAUAUUAUCGAGAUUGCUUUUAAGCAGCCAGAAAUUCGAAAGCAGGUUAGAGAGAAUCGUUACUGUUACAAAGGACGUCCACGUUUGAAGACUGCUUAUGAGCUACUGAGGGUCAGCACCGACCUCGAGAAGAGAUUGAACGAGGUCUCUUUACCGUUUAUAGUCUUGCACGGAGAAGACGAUAAAGUCACAGACAAAGCGGUGAGUGGAGAGCUGUAUGAGGUUGCGUCUAGUUGGGACAAGACUCUUAAGCUGUACCCUGGGAUGUGGCACGGCUUACUCUAUGGAGAGACACCAGAGAAUAUCGAUCUUGUGUUUGCUGACAUCAUUGGUUGGUUGGACAAAAGAGCCUCUGAUGGAAAGGGCGGGUCUGAAUCUGAGAGGAAACGUAGAACUGGUGGUAUCUCUUUGAAAGGGUAG
Molecule: messenger RNA, 1441 nt
Organism: Camelina sativa (false flax)
Lineage: Eukaryota; Viridiplantae; Streptophyta; Magnoliopsida; Brassicales; Brassicaceae
Product: caffeoylshikimate esterase
Source: RefSeq, a predicted model, not a curated record